Pyricularia grisea is the source of this 1977-nucleotide messenger RNA. RefSeq lists its product as uncharacterized. Lineage: Eukaryota; Fungi; Ascomycota; Sordariomycetes; Magnaporthales; Pyriculariaceae. Gene Ontology annotation, cellular component: cytoplasm. Bases 331 to 1641 code for a protein of 436 amino acids. The record is from RefSeq and is a predicted model, not a curated record. The transcript is spliced from 3 exons. Gene Ontology annotation, molecular function: calcium ion binding; calcium-dependent phospholipid binding.
GUCGAGUUGAACAACCCAAGAAUUUGCCCCCUUAGCUGAUUGUCGCCGAUCCGUAAAUGUUAGAAUGAAGAAACUGUUUAUCCGUACCUGGAUAUCCUUGUCCUCAGGUGAUCAGCCACCAGCGCAACUCUUUCUACCUUAUGUACCCCACCAACAACAGCACAAACACUGCCGUUCGCUGCUGCCUGUUAUAAACAUAGCCGGGCUACCAACUGCUGGUAGCGUUCGUCGCAAGUUGACGCAAUUUAAAUCAUAUUGUUAAUCGCCAGCUUCAGUCUUUUGCUUUUCCAGUGUCGCCAAAGCAUCAGCUAGCAACCAUAAUCAUCAGUCAUGUCCUAUCAAGGUUACCCCCCGUAUGGUGGCCAACCUCCGCCGCCUCAAAGCGCCUACUAUGGCCAACCGCCUCCACAAGGUCAAUACCCUCCUCCUGGACAAUAUCAUCCCCAGCAGUACCAUCAACCGCCUCCUGGACACUACCCACCUCCACAUCACGCCUAUCCCCAACAGCAACCGUACGGUCAACCCCCUCAAGGCUACGGGCAACCUCCUCCACAAGGGUUCGGCCCCCCACAACAUCAACAGUCCUAUCCGCCUCAAGGUCCCUAUGGACAGCAACCACCACAGCAGUAUGGCGCGCCGCCGCCUCAGCAACAAUUUUAUCCGCCGACACCACCUUCAUUAGGCUAUGGCCCACCACAGUCAAUAAAUUGGGAUCCCAAUCCCGACGCGGACGGGCUUCGCAAGGCGAUGAAGGGGUUUGGCACCGACGAAAAGGCCCUCAUCCGCAUCCUCGCCAACAAAGACCCGCUGCAGGUCGACGCCAUCCGAAUUGCAUUCCAUCGCAUGCACAACCGCGACCUGAUCAAAGACAUCAAGUCCGAGACCAGCAGGUACUUUGAGGACGGCCUGGUGGCUCUGGCGCAAGGCCCGCUAUUGCACGACGUCCACCUCCUGCGCAGCGCACUCUCGGGGCCAGGGACAAAGGAAAAGGUCCUCAACGAUGUCUUGCUGGGCAGGUCCAACGCCGACAUGCAUGCCAUCAAGCGCAAAUACAUGGAGGUGUUCCAGCGGCGACUCGAGGAAGACGUUCGCGGCGACUUGAGCAUGAAGACGGAGCGGCAUUUUGACAUGGUGAUGCAGGCUACGAGGGCGGAGGACUCGGCACCUGUCGACCCGGGCGCGACGCAGCGCGACGUGCAGACAUUGUACGAUGCAACCGAGGGCAAGAUUGGAGCAGAUCAAAUCGUGGUAUGCAGCAUCAUGAGCAUGAGGAACGAUAAUCAGAUCCGUGAUAUUGCCGUUCAAUACCAGACCAAGUAUGGACGCAGCUUGGAGGAGGUGUUUCGCAAGGAGUUCUCCGGCCAUAUGGAAGAUGCGCUGCUGUUCCAGCUGCGCCACGCACUGGACAAAUACAUGCACCAAGCAGCGCUUCUCGAAGACGCCAUGGCUGGCCUAGGCACCAAGGACCAUUUACUAGUUGCACGUGUGGUUCGCUCACACUGGGACCGUCAGAACCUGGCCAACGUCAAAAUCGCAUACGAGAAGCGGUACAGAACAUCUUUGGCAAAGAGAAUCAAGGGCGAGACGAGCGGCGACUACCAGCGUCUUAUGCUGGCCUGCAUUGGCGAAGGCAGUGUGUGAUGGGUUGUAGUGCCGUACGUCUGACGGUCAGUGAAAACCAAGAGCUCCAUGAUUGCAGGAGCAAAAAAGCGGAUUUGGGUUGCCGGUAGGAAAUCCCGGUUCAGGAGCAUGUGACUGUUUCGUCGAUCUUAUUCUUACGAUUCAAGUUUCAGCUUCACCCUUGUCUCUUUUCUGCUAAAGUAUUCCUUCCGUAUAGUGGAUUUUCAAGGGGUUAAUACAAAGGGGGCACGGGUCUUUUGCGAAGGUGGGGAUCCAAGUAUUACCUGUAUGUAGCGCUUUACGACGGAUAGUAUUUAAUUUUAACGACAACACUAGCCAACAAUAAGAAGAAUCCAC